AUGGAAAAUCGUAGGGGUGUCGAACGAGGUUCAUACAUAUGGGGGCGCAGUGUACACAACAUUUGCAUCGAACGUCUCUGGCGCGAUGUGACUCAGGGCUUUGGGAGGAAGUGGAAGUUGUUCUUCCAGCUCCUGGAGGUUCAUCACGACCUGAAACCGAACCUGGAUGCUCACAUCUGGCUACUGCAUCAUGUAUUUCUUGAUGCACUGAAUGAAGAUGCCAUUCAGUGGGCAGAAGCCUGGAAUCAUCAUCAAUUACGCAUUCCAGGUGGAGGGCAGCAGAGCCCUCGAGAUCUAUUCUUCUUUGGCAUGAUUCAGAAUGGUGCCCGCGGCUAUGAUCCGACUUCACUUCCAGGUGACAGUGAGAUUGGCGACAUACAGGAGUACGGAAUCGAUUGGGAGGAUUACAAUGACAAUAACAUUCAAAAUCAUCAUGACAAUGUGAACACUACAGAUUCAGAUGACCAGGCUCAAAACCCCUUCUUCACGCAUCAACCUCAGCAUCUCUCUGAUAUUCGUGUCCCUGAAACAUACAGCCCUUUGACCCAUCAGCAAGUGGAACAUCUGGAUGAUUAUCUUGCAGGUCAUCCCGACAGCAGAUCACAGAGCAUGGACAGGCGAAGGUCACUUUGGGUAGAUGCGCUGAAUUUUUGCGUGGAGAUGUUCAAUGUCUCCUAUCCCCAGUGA
Molecule: messenger RNA, 687 nt
Organism: Suillus fuscotomentosus
Lineage: Eukaryota; Fungi; Basidiomycota; Agaricomycetes; Boletales; Suillaceae
Exons: 2
Coding region: 1-687 (228 amino acids)
Source: RefSeq, a predicted model, not a curated record